CAGCAGUGACACAUAUUAUAUACCAUAUCAAAGAAGAAUUUGUAUCACGAGCUCCAUGGCCAUGUCCCUAGCAAAACUCUCACUCUUUGCCAUGCUGUUCUUCUCCUCCACUCUCCUUAUUGCGAAAUCUGAUUACGCGGAAAUCUUGUUGCCCGAAGAACUCGGGCUCAAAACCAGGAAGCUCACCCACCUGCACUUCUACUUGCACGAGAACAUUACGGGACCCUUCCCUAAUGUCAUACGGGUCGCUCAGGCCGAGACAACUGACAAGUCCCCAUUCUCGUUCGGGGCCGUGAACGUGGUCGAUGACCCGAUCCUUGUGGGGCCGGAUCGAAGCUCGAAGCAGAUCGGGAGAGCCCAGGCGGUGAUGGCAUUCGCAUCUCAGAACGACUUUGCGGUGCUAAUGGCCAUCAACCUAGCAUUCACGGAAGGAAAGUACAACGGCAGUACUGUUACCAUAUUGGGGCGGAACAUGGUGUUCACGGAACUAAGGGAGUUGCCGGUGGUCGGGGGGAGUGGUGUUUUCCGGUUUGCCACAGGUUACGUUAAGACAAGCACCCACUUCAUGGACCUCAAAGCCGGGAUCGUCGUUCUCGAGUAUGAUGUUUAUGUAUUCCAUUUCUGAAAUUUCUAAACAAAGAUUUGCUUGGCUUGUGUUUGCUUUAAUGUUCUUCCUAAAUGUGAGAGGGAAUGUUCAUCCUGUUUGAGAGUUAGUGAUGAGAGUGCUAUCGCUGCAUUAAGCUUGUUUAUUUUGAGUUGAUCUAAAAGUCGUGUACGUGUACGAAAAGGAAGUGUAGUGCAGUCUUAAACGUACUUACCUCGAAUUAAGAGGUCUUGUUCUACUUGCAAAUGCAAAUUCUCCAAUCUCUUUAUUUACCUUUUCAUUUUGUUUCUCUCUUUUUUUUUUUUAAAGCUCAUAAUAUAUAGGUAGGUCUCCCUUUACUAAACAGCGUCAGAGCCUCCAAGUCGAGGCGCCUUUGGUCAGGCACAUGCACCAUGUGCACUUUCUAGCCCUUUGCAGCUGGUGAACUCC
Molecule: messenger RNA, 1033 nt
Organism: Punica granatum (pomegranate)
Lineage: Eukaryota; Viridiplantae; Streptophyta; Magnoliopsida; Myrtales; Lythraceae
Source: RefSeq, a predicted model, not a curated record